UUGUCCAGGUUAACACUGGAAGUUCUCCAAAGAGGAGGCAUGGAGACGUGACGGAUAUGGAUCCCACUUUCAGAAGCUAUUACUGAUUAGCAAACUAGUCAUCUAUUAUUCCACAAGUUUGUGUGUGUUUGCGUUGGCUUACAAAAUCUUGUUUAUCAGGGUGUGUCUUUAUGGAUGUGUCCAGGUAGGUUAAAAUGGCUUUGUGGGGUUUAAAAGCAGGUGUGCAUUAGUCGGUGCUCCCUCAGAAUGGGAGAUGAGAGCAGCCAUCUCAUUUGCUGAUCAGAUCACGGACAGAUUAUCAGCCUAAAGGAGCAUUAGAAGAAGUCGAGCUCUGAGGUGUCUGAAUAGCAUGUUCUGAACAGUCUUAGCAUGUGUGAAUACAGCGAAGAACUGGUGGGAAAGAAGCAAGAAGGCAACUGUUGAUGGUGGACUUUAUUCCAAACUAGUUGUUUGGAUUUGCCCUUCCUUUUGCACUUAAGAUUGAUAGAAUCUCAGCACAACACAUGCGCAGCGCAGUAGAGCUGAUAUCACGACUGUAACUUCAACCAGAAGAUAGCGUUCUCUGCUUGAACUGAUACUGAAACUGGAUAACGUCAUCUCUGAUUCUGAUUGAACGUGUUGGUGGACCCAUUUGCGCUACAAUGUAUGUGCUGUGCACACUGGUGUUGCUGUCUCUCCACAACCUGUUUAGGAGACCCAGGGUCUUGGAACCCUCUGUACCCAAGGCUAUCGAGGGUCCUCCUGAGCAGCACAGACCAGAGGAAGCCAAACUGGGACGCAAGAAGAGGAACAAGCACACCUUGCAUGAAGGUUCUGGACCUCUAGAGUCAUCAGGAGCCCAUGACUUUGAAAGAUGCCUAGAUGGACCCAGUAGAGCAAGUAAAAGAAGAUCCGUUCACUUGGAUAAUGUGCACAAGAGGAAGAAGAGAGCACAGCCGGUCCAGCGGUGUGGUCUGCUCGGCCCUGUGGUCAUGUACAGCACACGAAAGACCUGGGACGUCGGCCACACCCCCUGCCUGCAGGAGCUCUGGAACGAAGACCUCUCAUUGGAUGUUUCAGCAAGUUCCGUGGAUAUCCUGAUGAGUGAUGGUGAGGAGGAGAGCUCCUUCCUCUCGUUGCCUAACUCUGUCCUUCAGCGCCACUGUUUGACCUCUGACCUCUCUGAAGCGGCCACCUCAGAACAGCAGCAGCUGCUCAUACAGACACUGCAAGAGAGAGUCUGUGAGUUCCAGGCACGUUUGCGCAGUGAAGACUCUGCCAAAAGACUCCUGCUACAGCGACUGCAGACACACGACCACCAGCUCAACCAAGACAACCACCUGAACGAGGAACAUUCAUCCAUUAACCAAGAACCUCAAGAGCAGCUCAGACUGCAGGACAGCCAGCUCAACCAAGCUGUGUCACCUACAGGUGUGAGGAGCUCUAGUGUUUUGACACAGAGGCCUGUGAGUAAAGUUCCCUCACAGGAGCAACUGCAAAAAGGCGAGGGAGAACAACUCACUCUUAUUACAGGGCUGCGCACACAGGUCAGGGAGCUGGAGGAGAAACUAGUGGAUCAGACGCAGGAGGUGGAGAGACUGCGCUCUGAGCUGGGGGCGACAGAUCUGGAGAAACAGCUCGAGGUGCUGGAGAGUGAGAACCAGCGGCUAAAACAGGAGCUGAGGGCCAGUCAGUCCCAGACCACCUGCUCGACCGGCCACUGCCACCAGAGCCAGGAUGUGGAGGCCCUGCGUGGAGAGCUGUGUCGUAAGGACGAGGAGUGCCGCGAGCAGGAGCGGCGACUGGCUGCGCUGGAGCAGCAGGUGCAGGAGAGGACUGGUGUGAUAGUUCAGCUGCAGCAGCAGUUAGAGGAGGCAGCACAGCGCAGACAGGAGCUCCAGCUGCUUCGUGAUGGUGAGGAGACUCUGUCUCGCCAGGCUGCUCUGCCGCUGCAGGUCAAGUAUGUGACCAAGACGGUUGAAGUGGAGUCAGCCCAGAGUAAGCAGGCUUUAAUAGAGGCCCAGGCCCAUAACCAGGCACUGCAGGAGCAGCUGAGUGUUCAGAGGCAGCUCCUCAGAGAGCUGGAGCAGCAGCUCCACGAGUCCCAGAGAAGCAGCAGUCAGCUCCGCCAGCAGAUCCUGGUGUAUGAAGGUGAGAUGGAGAGAGCUCAGGGUCAGCUGGAAGCAGAGAUGCAGAGUCUGGAGGAGGAGAAGAACCGAGUGAUCGAGGAAGCUUUCAUCAGAGCCGAGAGUGAGAUGAAGGCCGUCCACGAGAACCUAGCAGGUGUGCGGAUGAACCUCCUGACGCUGCAGCCGGCCCUGAGGACCCUCACCUGUGAUUACAACUGUCUGAAGAGACAGGUGCAGGACUUCCCUUACAUGCUGGAGAAAGCCAUCACCGAGGCAAAGCAGGAGAUCUGUCAGGUGAUUGGAGAGGUGAGCAGUGCAAACCAAGAGCUGCUGCGCAAAUACAAGCGGGAGAUGAACCUGAGGAAGAAAUGCCACAAUGAACUGGUGCGCCUCAAAGGAAACAUUCGUGUGUUGUGCCGAGUACGUCCCGUAUGUGCUGGAGAAACAGACGCUGCUGACACCAAAAACAAAGUGACCUUUGACCCUGAUGAUGAUGCUGUUCUCUACUUGUCCAAUAAGGGCAAGCUCAUGACCUUUGAACUUGACAAAGUCUUUCCCACUCAGGCCACUCAGGAGGAGGUGUUCCAGGAAGUGCAGUCUCUGGUCACUUCCUGUAUUGAUGGCUUUAACGUAUGCAUCUUUGCCUAUGGGCAGACCGGCUCUGGAAAGACCUAUACUAUGGAGGGUGUCCCUGAAGACCCUGGCAUCAACCAGCGUGCUCUGCGGCUGCUCUUCUCUGAAGUGUCUGAGAAGAAGCCUGACUGGGACUAUAAGAUCACCGUCAGCAUGGUGGAAAUCUACAACGAGACACUUCGGAAUCUGUUGGGCGACAAUCCCAGUGAGAAGCUGGAUAUAAAGAUGUGUCCAGACGGCAGCGGACAGCUGUAUGUGCCAGGACUCACGGAGUUCACCGUGGAGAGCGUGGAGGACAUUAACAAGGUGUUUGACCUGGGUCACAUGAACAGGGCGACAGCGUGCACUAAUCUAAACGAGCACAGCUCUCGCUCUCACGCUCUGCUGAUCGUCACAGUGGCAGGUUUCAACUCUUCCACGGGCCACCGUACCUCAGGUAAGCUCAAUCUGGUGGAUCUGGCUGGUUCCGAGCGGAUCACCAAAUCCGGCGCUGAGGGCAGCCGUCUGCGCGAGGCUCAGUGUAUCAACAAAUCACUGUCUGCGCUGGGCGACGUCAUCAACGCCCUGCGCUCCAAACACUCGCACGUGCCCUUCAGGAACUCACGUCUCACGUACCUGCUGCAGGACUCGCUCAGCGGCGACAGCAAGACCCUCAUGAUGGUGCAGGUGUCUCCUCUAGAGAGUAACGUCAGUGAGUCGGUUUGCUCUCUGAAGUUCGCUCAGCGUGUUCGGUCUGUUGAGAUCGGGCCCUCGUCUUCCUCACGCCGCCAAGCAGAGAGCUCCUCUACAUCCUCCUCUCCAACUCAUGACGGCGUGGAGCUGGAUUCUCCGCCCGUGACCCCUGUGCCGCUCCCCAUCUCAAGGGCUAGCAGUGCAAGUUCAGCCCUCUCCUCCACCUCUAAAACCCCCACAACCCGACGGAGAUCCCACAGUCAGCUGUCCACAGAUAGACAGGUAGACAGAAGCAGCCCAUUGGUUGGGGACAGUGGGCAGGACGAACGAAGUUGAUGGCGUGAGGAAAACCUCUUGACCAAUCAGCUCCUUUCUUGAAUGAACCAAUGGAAGACUUUGAUUGCUGCAGGGGAGAAGCUUAACUGGCAAAUCAGGGUUGAUGUUGGGAACUAUGAUGGCUGAAGUGAGGUUCCUUUUGAUCAGAAUGACUUGAUGUAUUUUUACAGUGACGAUACGUGAUUGAAACCGGUCAACACUCCCGCUGACCUCUCGACAACACCUGCUGCCUCAGGAUGAGAAGAUACUUCUGUUAUGGCAAAGUAUUUCUGGACAAUAACGCACUUUAGUCUAGUCUAGGCUGUCAUUUGUAAUGUUAAUGUUAUGUAAAUGCAAUUGGUUUCUAGAAGCUUGAAUGUACAUGUAUGUAUAUAUUCAUGUGUCUGAGCAAGAUUUUAAUUUUUAUUCCUUGAUCUUGAAGAGAUUGCUUUUCUUUUUCUUUUUCUUUUAUUUUAUGCAAGAACAAGUAAAAAUUUCACAACCCAUAAGCUUUGAACAAUUCUGUGUUUCAUAGUGGCAAUAAGAAAUAAUGCAAAUGUUGAAAUCUCAGUAGCAUUUUGUGUUUUUGUACAGUAUAUAGAAACUUGAAGGCUGUUGAAAGCCGGACCGUCUUCCUGAUCCAUGCAUGCGUUCAGUGCUCAGUUUUUGUGCAGUGCAGUCAAACCAUGAUGGUAUACAGUGUUUGCUAAACAGGGCGAGGACUAGAUCUGUAUAUAGAGGUGCAUUCCAUGUGACCCCACACUGACACAACACUACUAACGCUCAUCUGGAACUGUUUCUGGGGGCUUGCUUGCUUGAUUGUAUUUACAUUGGUGUAGGUUUGUAUGCAGUUUUGUUUUUGUACAUUGUUUUUAAUAAAUGCUCCAAACCAAAAUUUGGGCGAAAUUA
This is a messenger RNA of Cyprinus carpio (common carp), 4637 nucleotides long. RefSeq names its product kinesin-like protein KIFC3. Gene Ontology annotation, molecular function: microtubule binding; microtubule motor activity; ATP binding. The coding region runs from base 642 to 3749 and encodes 1035 amino acids. Gene Ontology annotation, biological process: microtubule-based movement. The transcript has 22 exons. NCBI's taxonomy places the organism in Eukaryota, Metazoa, Chordata, Actinopteri, Cypriniformes, Cyprinidae. The record is from RefSeq and is a predicted model, not a curated record.